Molecule: messenger RNA, 2578 nt
Organism: Juglans regia (Persian walnut)
Lineage: Eukaryota; Viridiplantae; Streptophyta; Magnoliopsida; Fagales; Juglandaceae
Product: E3 ubiquitin protein ligase DRIP2-like
Exons: 7
Coding region: 387-1646 (419 amino acids)
Molecular function (GO): ubiquitin-protein transferase activity
Source: RefSeq, a predicted model, not a curated record
UCUCGUUACUUUGACAGACAUCACGCAACACAAAAAAACACGCACAAAAAGCAGUCUUUAUUUACACAACACCUGCAAAAUUUUAUUUUCAUGGUCUUUCGUCGAAACUCGAAGCCAAAACCUGAACGACGCCUCCCUUGUCCAAAAUCCAAACAGCGCAAUCAAAACCCAUCUCCGAAUCUCGCCCCGAAACCCGCCAGUUUGCUGACAUAUUCAGAUCCACAGCUCUACACGUCCAACAAAGCCAAAACAAGAACACACACAAACGCUUCGGUUCCUCUUAAAUUUCAUGCUUUGUUUUCUUUGGAAUGAUUUUCUCUGUUUAAUGCAGUUUAGAGAGAGAGGAUUUUAGAUAGAGAGAGAGAGAGUGGGAGAGUGGGGUAGUGAUGGCAAGUCAGAUGGUGAAAGUGAAGAGGAAGAUGCUGAAAGCAUGCAUGACGUGCCCUCUUUGUAAUAAGCUCUUGAAGGAAGCUACGACGAUAUCUUUGUGCCUUCACACGUUUUGCAGGAAGUGCAUAUAUGAGAAGUUCUCAGAUGAGGAGGUGGAUCACUGUCCUGUAUGCAACAUCGAUCUGGGCUUUCUUCCAGCGGAGAAACUCAGGCCAGACCACAAUUUGCAAGAUUUAAGGGUCAAAAUUUUCCCUCUGAAGAGAAGGAAAGUUGAGGGCCCUGAAGUCACAGCUACAAGUUUUCUGCCAGUUAAAAGGAAGGAGAGAUCACUGUCUUCGUUGGUGGUUGGCACUGCCAAAGGGCCUAUGCAAAUUGGCUUGACUGGAAGGAGAACAAAAGCUGCAAGAAAAGCAGCUGCUAUUCGAGGAUGUAGUUUUACUGUUGCAGAAUCUGCUAAGAAAGAAGAUUCUGCAGAGGAUCAUCUGUUUAGCUCCAGCUCACAUGAUUCUCAAAGUAAAACUACUCGAAUUAAAAGGCAGUUGUUGCAGGAUUAUUCAGUUGCUGAGCCUUCUAAUGAGCGAAGGCCUAAUGAAGACACACAGAAUUAUGUGGAGAUAAAUGAAGGUAAAGUUGAUCUUUGGACACCGUUGAACUGUCUUGUUGAAGCUGCCAAUAGAACCAAGUCCUCUAAGUUGAAUUUACAAGGGCCGUCCCUUGCCAAAUCAAAGCAAGCCAAUGCCCAUGAUAGUGAAGUAUAUAUGCCUGAAACCAAAGCCAGAGCAGAGUCACCCAGGGCUCCUGACUGUGAAGUAUUUCUGCAUAAAAGCAAAAGAAAGGAGCAUGGACACAAUAUGAAAGUCCAUGAUGAAACUAAUGGUAAAAAGUUCCUUCCAGGACCUUUGAAGCAUAGAAGGUUGCGUGCAGCAGUUCGUAAAAGCACAGCUGCAUCUGGGCUGCUGCACUCCUCGGCACAAGCCAUGCUUGAUGUUGCAGGUUCUAAGCACAACAGAAGAAAUAGUCCAGUUUGGUUCUCAUUAGUUGCUUCAGAAGACCGGAAAGCAGAUGUUUCCCUGCCCCAGAUAUCUGCCUGUUACUUAAGGAUAAAGGAUGGUAAAAUGCCCGUUUCAUUUAUUCAAAAGUACCUUGUGAAGAAACUCGAUCUUACAAGUGAAGCUGAGCCCUCUGGACCAAGAUGUGACCAUAGAAUCUUCCAUUCGGAAGAAGUUUUGGACAAGAUUUGGAACCCAGCCAUAUAGGGUGAGGCAAGCAAUGGUGAAAACAGGCAUGAUGCUUAGGGCUGCCCUCUUUCAUUUCCGAUGUUGGGUACUUUCAAAAACAAAAUCAAGCUGUUUAUCUCAGAGCUACUUCACUGGCAAACCCCUUAUUAGUUGCUGAAGUGUAGGCCCAAGGAGAGAGGGUUUCAAAUAAUACUUCCGAAAUAUACCAUCACUUAAGCCUAUUAACUUAAGUGGUUGGUGUGUUGUGCAAGUACUACAAAAACUAAAUGCCAUAUUAGAACAUGAGCACUGUGCUCAAUUACAGCUAUGAUUAUGGGUGAAGCUGAGCAAGAACUGUUUUACUUUUGGGUUGUAGGGAGGCAAUUAAGGUUUACAGAGAGGAACUGACAACUGUUCUAUAUUAGCGUAUUGCCUUGAAUGGUUGGAUGAUGAGUACUAUGUUCAGUUACAGCUAUGUUUUUGGGUGAAGCAGAACAAAAGUACUGCUCUGCUCUUGGGUUAAAGGGAGCUAAGAAAAAGACUCUUCCAAAAUGUUCACAAAAGUCAGCUGUAAACAUGCUUCACUUCAAGUAUCAGAAGCUCUUCAAUCCUGAAGCUGUACAGUGUGCACACUUUUAAGUAUGAGCGCACUUCACUCCUGAAGCUUUGCAGUGUAUACUUUAAGCAUGCCUAUGCACUUUUAACAAUGCUGGGAAUAGUGUUUGUACUGCAAUAACAUUAACCUUUAGAUUCAUUGCUAAAUCACCAAAGAUUUCUUGCAACUGUCAAGUAUGGCCGGAAAACUUUUAACUUUUAGGGUCUUGGUAAUGACCAUAGGUGAUUAAUACAUGCUCCAUGGUCAUAAUAUUCUUGUGAAAAUUUCAUUUGCCUUCUAGUAAAGUCCUGGUUUGUAUGUCUAUUGGGCUGAGGAAAAAAACUAAGGCCUUGCUUGUUUUCGCAGAUGAGAUGAG